AUGCUGCAGAAGGUGAAAGUAUUUCGACGACGGCGCCGCCGUGUAGAAAUAUCAGGAAUUGCGAAAGCUAAGGAGGUGGCGGUGUCGAAACUGCUUGCGAACGAUACGAAGACUGACGAGGACACUGACGAGGACACUGACGAGGACACUGACGAGGACACUGACGAGGACACUGACGAGGACACUGACGAGGACACUGACGAGGACACUGACGAGGACACUGACGAGGACACUGACGAGGACACUGACGAGGACACUGACGAGGACACUGACGAGGACACUGACGAGGACACUGACGAGGACACUGACGAGGACACUGACGAGGACACUGACGAGGACACUGACGAGGACACUGACGAGGACACUGAUGAGGACACUGAUGAGGACACUGAUGAGGACACUGAUGAGGACACUGAUGAGGACACUGAUGAGGACACUGUGGUGUCGAUGAUAGCCUUCGAUUUAUCGGACUACGACGACGAUACGACACCGUCGUGUACACGUCGCUGCGAGCGCAAAAGCUGA
Messenger RNA from Schistocerca gregaria, 525 nucleotides. RefSeq names its product serine-aspartate repeat-containing protein C-like. The coding region runs from base 1 to 525 and encodes 174 amino acids. The record is from RefSeq and is a predicted model, not a curated record. The transcript has 3 exons. Lineage: Eukaryota; Metazoa; Arthropoda; Insecta; Orthoptera; Acrididae.